AUGACUGCGCUGGCUCUCGUUAUCGAGGUGAGGCGGUGCCAGGGGUCAGAGAGGCAGCUGCCAGCUUCCUCCCACCCUCAGAAGCCCUGAGUGAUCAGGGCAAGCGGAGGAGCUGGGGAAAGGGUUUCUCGCAAGGAUGGCCCUGGGCCCAGGGCAAGUCGGGGGGCUUCACUGAGUCGUUUCUCGCCUCCUCUCAGGCUGCCUCUUGGCGUCUCUGUGGGAGGGGGUCCCAUCAGGGCUUGGGGGUCCUUCCGCUCAGCCUUCCCUCCCGCCUCUCAGUUCCUCAAAAGCCCAUCCGCUGUCAAGAUGAUGAACCGGUUCAGCCUCCGAGACCACCUGGAGGAAGGAUCAGCAGCCGCCAACCCCAUCAUCAAGGAGCUGUGCCUGAAGGGGCUUGGCAGCUUUGUCUUCCAGCCGGCAAAGGUGAGGGGGGCCCCCAGGAAGCAGCUGGAGCUUGGAGGGCCCCAGGGGCUGAAGAGCGGCCUCAUGCUCUGCCCCCACAACAGGGCUUCCAUUUGGGCCCCUCGUGCUCAGCUCAGGUGAGGCUCCCUCUGGGACACAGCCUCCUGGAGGGAGGGAGGGAGGGAGGGAGGGGGAGGUAGCCUCUUCCAAGAGGGGUGGCCAAGCAGUUCCAGCCCCUUUGCCCCUAACCCCCAGGCCAAAGGGCCGAAGGGAGAUCCUGAACAAGCACCAGGGAGAAGGAGCAGCCAGUGUCCUGCCAGCCUCUUGCCAGUGCAGCUGCAGCAGACUCUGGGGGCAUGGGGGGGUUCAGCUUUUAGCCAGGAAAACCCUCUCAGAUCAGGAGUCUUUGCUUUCUGCCUCACCCGGCCCCUGGAGGGUGGGGGUCUCCCUGCCUUCGCUCUCUCUCCUCCCUACCCGCAUCUUGGUGCUCUGCCAAGGCAAUAAAUACUUCUGGUCAGGACAAAGCUGGGGUGGGAGAGGAAGCCGUUGGGAGGCUGUCUGAGCAAGGGGGGUGCUUGACACCCCUCACAGAUGUGGCUGGUGUGAGUGGCGGAUGCUGAGCCCCCCCCCGACCCUCCACCCUCUCCCCCCCCCAGGUCAAGGUUCUCCGUGAGGAGCUGCCCACCCUGAUUGGCUCCGUCUUCAGUGGCCACGAACAAGACAUCCUGCAGGGUCUGCAGGACAUCACGACUGCCAUCUACGAGAUGGACGGCCAGAGGAUCGGGCCCCUCUGCAUGGACCUGGCCCUUAACGUGCGCUCCUUUUUGAAGAUGUGAGUGGGGACGUUUGGGGAAGGAGGAUGUUUGCAAAGGCGCAAGGCCAGGCAGCCAGCGCCUUGAGGGUCAGCGUCAGCCAUGAGGGCCCCUGGCCUCCAGGGAGGGGGUGGGCCUGCCUCUUCUCCUCUGGCCACUGGCCUUUGCUGCUGCUUAGACACCCAGGUGAGGGCAGAGAAGGGAGCCUGGAGGCAGAGAUGCUUUCCCUGAGUGCCUGGACAGGUUCAAAUCUUUUGAGAAAUGUUGUUUUCACUAAUAUCUUCAUUUUUGUGCACACUUUUGCCCAAAGUAUGCAUUUUGAAAACAUUGGUUGGAGAAUUGCAUCACAUAAUUUGAAUAUAUGUGAACUUCAAAGGAUGGUUCUGUUCUCACAUUGCUUUAGAAAGUGUGGAUUUCAUAGAAUCAUAGAAUCAUAGAGUUGGAAGAGACCACAAGGGCCAUCGAGUCCAACCCCCUGCCAAGCAGGAAACACCAUCAGAGCACUCCUGACAUAUGGCUGUCAAGACUCUGCUUAAAGACCUCCAAAGAAGGAUACUCCACCACACUCCUUGGCAGCAAAUUCCACUGUCGAACAGCUCUUACUGUCAGGAAGUUCUUCCUAAUGUUUAGGUGGAAUCUUCUUUCUUGUAGUUUGGAUCCAUUGCUCCGUGUCCGCUUCUCUGGAGCAGCAGAAAACAACCUUUCUCCCUCCUCUAUGUGACAUCCUUUUAUAUAUUUGAACAUGGCUAUCAUAUCACCCCUUAACCUCCUCUUCUCCAGGCUAAACAUGCCCAGCUCCCUUAGCCGUUCCUCAUAAGGCAUCGUUUCCAGGCCUUUGACCAUUUUGGUUGCCCUCCUCUGGACACAUUCCAGUUUGUCAAUGUCCUUCUUGAACUGUGGUGCCCAGAACUGGACACAGUACUCCAGGUGAGGUCUGACCAGAGCAGAAUACAGUGGCACUAUUACUUCCCUUGAUCUAGAUGCUAUACUCCUAUUGAUGCAGCCCAGAAUUGCAUUGGCUUUUUAGCUGCCGCGUCACACUGUUGGCUCAUGUCAAGUUUGUGGUCAACCAAGACUCCUAGAUCCUUUUCACAUGUACUGCUCUCAAGCCAGGUGUCCCCCAUCUUGUAUUUGUGCCUCUCAUUUUUUUGCCCAAGUGCAAUACUUUACAUUUCUCCCUGUUAAAAUUCAUCUUGUUUGUUUUGGCCCAGUUCUCUAAUCUGUCAAGGUCGUUUUGAAGUGUGAUCCUGUCCUCUGGGGUGUUAGCCACCCUCCCAAUUUGGUGUCAUCUGCAAAUUUGAUCAGGAUGCCCUUGAGUCCAUCAUCCAAGUCAUUGAUAAAGAUGUUGAAUAAGACCGGGCCCAAGACAGAACCCUGUGGCACCCCACUAGUCACUCUUCUCCAGGAUGAAGAGGAACCAUUGAUGAGCACCCUUUGGGUUCGGUCAGUCAGCCAGUUACAAAUCCACUGAGUGGUAGCAUAGUCAAGACCACAUUUUAACAGCUUCUUUACAAGAAUAUCAUGAGGCACCUUGUCAAAUGCCUUGCUGAAAUCAAGGUAGGCUACAUCCACUGCGUUCCCUUCAUCUACCAGGCUUGUAAUUCUGUCAAAAACGAGAUCAGGUUAGUCUGACAUGACUUAUUUUUCAGAAAUCCAUGCUGACUAUUGGUGAUCACAGCAUUCCUUUCUAGGUGCUCACAGACUGUUUGCUUAAUGAUCUGCUCCAGAAUCUUCCCUGGUAUUGAUGUCAGACUGACUGGGCGGUAAUUAUUUGGGUCCUCUCUUUUCCCUUUUUGAAAAUAGGGACAACAUUUGCCCUCCUCCAGUCUGCCGGGACUUCGCCUGUUCUCCAGGAAUUCUCAAAGAUGACUGCCAGUGGUUCUGAGAUCACAUCUGCCAGUUCUUUUAAUACUCUUGGAUGCAGUUCAUCUGGCCCUGGAGACUUGAAUACAUCUAAACUAGCCAAGUAUUCUUGUACUAUCUCCUUAGUUAUUCUGGGCUGUGUUUCCUUUGCUGAAUCAUUUGCUCCAAAUUCUUCAGGUCGGGCAUUGUUUUCUUUAUCGGAGAAGAUUGAGGCAAAGAAGGCAUUGAGGAGUUCAGCUCUUUCUGUGUCCCCUGUUUGCAUUUCACCAUCUUCUCCUCUGAGUGACCCCACUGUUUCUUUGUUCUUCCUUUUGCUACGGACAUACCCAUAAAAGCCUUUUUGUUGCUUUUAACCUCUCUAGCAAGCCUGAGUUCAUUCUGUGCUUUAGCUUUUCUGACUUUGUGUCUACACGUGCUGGCUAUUUGUUUGAAUUCCUCUUUGGUGGUUUCCCCCUUUUCCAUUUUUGUACACAUCCUUUUUAAUCUUAACUCAGUUAAAAGUUCUUUAGAUAGCCACCCUGGCUUCUUUAGGCACCUUCCAUGUUUCCGUCUCAUUGGUAUUGCCUGACGUUGUGCUUUUAGUAUCUCCCUCUUAACAAACUCCCAGCCAUCAUGAACUCCCUUUCCUUUUAGUAUUACUGUCCAUGGGAUCUCACCCAGCACUUCCCUAAGUUUUAUGAAGUCAGCUUUCUUAAAGUCAAGAAAUUGAGUCCUAGUAUGCUUGGCUGCUCCUUUCCGCUGUAUAGUAAACUUCAGAAGAGCAUGAUCACUCGCGCCUAAUGAUCCUUCCACUUCUACCCCACUAACCAGGUCAUCAACAUUGGUUAGGACCAGAUCUAAAAUGGCUGUUCCUCUUGUUGCUUCUCCCACUUUCUGGACAAUGAAGUUGUCUGCAAGGCCAGUGAGAAAUCUGUUUGACCUUAUGCUCUUGGCUGAGUUUGACAUCCAACAAAUAUCCGGGUAAUUGAAGUCCCCCAUUACUACUAUCUCCCUUCCUUUUGCAUGCUUGGCCAUCUGUUCCAGGAAGGCAUCAUCUAUGUCCUCCGUUUGGCUUGGGGAUCUAUAGUAAACUCCCACAAUGAGGUCACUGUUAUUCUUCUCUCCCUUAAUUUUGACCCAGAUGCUCUCACUUUGGCUUUGAGGUUCUAAAUCUUGGAUCUCUUCACAGGUAUACACAUCCCUGACAUAUAACGCCACUCCUCCUCCUUUCUUGUCUGGUCUGUUUCUCUGAAAUAGAUUGUAUCCCCCCAUUAUUACAUUCCAAUCGUGGGACUUAUCCCACCAGGUUUCAGUGAUGCCUAUUAUGUCAUAUUUAGUUUGCUGUACCAAGAGCUCCAGCUCAUCUUGUUUAUUUCCCAUGCUUUGCGCAUUAGUGUACAGACACUGAAGUCCAUUAAUCAUCCCCGUGACUCUUAUUUAAGGAUUUUUCCUCCCACCACUAGGUCUGUGUGCUGUUUGCUCCAUUUGGUCUAUGACAUUUGGAUGAUCAUCUUCAUCAAUUGAUAGACUCCUACCUUCAGGAGCACUGUCUCCCUCCCCACAUUAGUCAGUUUAAAGCCCUCCUGAUGAGGUUUCUGAGAUUUUUGGCAAAAACAUUUCUCCCAACCGUUGUGAGGUGCAGCCCAUCGCUUGCCAGAAGUCCAUCUUCAAGAAACUGCAGUCCGUGAUCUAAGAAUCCAAACCGUUCCUGUUUACACCAUUUGCGAAGCCAGCUGUUCACUUCCAGUAUUUUCCCCUCUCUCCCUGGGCCAUGUCGUUCAACUGAGGAAGCUGCCUGACUCCUCUUUCCACUCCACCUUUAAGAAGAGACUGUUCAGAGGGGGUCUCGGAGGCCAUUGCGUUGCCAGUGGAAAGGACGGAGUAGGAGGAGGCGUAAACUGGGCCACUUCCGGGACUCUCUCAGCUGUUGCCACGAUGCCCUUCAAUGCAGGGAGCAAGGAGCAGCUCUUUUUCUCCUCCUCUGCAAGCCCUUUUCUUUUCUGUUAAUAUGCAUGGAGACCCCUCCCCUCCAACAAUGCCUCUAUACCCCAAAAAACUUCCUGCCUCUCUAGGAAGCGGAGCUCAUUGACCCAGAGGGAGGGGGAGUGUUUGAUUGAUUUGGCUUCAGGUGCAAGCCAAAAUGCGUUUCUCCUCCACCCCGAUCCCAGUGGCCACCGGUUAAACAGCGCUGGAGAAGGCACAGUGCCCCCAAGAGCUGGGGGGCGAGAAGCACCUGUCACCCGGUGCCCCCCCCCCCCGUACCCACCUUCCUGCAUCUCCACCCUGUGUUGCGCAGCUGUCCUGGCCCUGACCGGGGUGCCUCUUGUCCGCCAUGGUGUGCCCCCGCCCAGGAGCGAGGCCCCGUCCGUGCAGCAUCCAUCUCCCUGUUUGGGCAGCUGGUGAUGAAGGCCAAAGAAGCAGACAAGCCUCUCCUGAGGAAGGAAGUCCUCUACAGCCUCCUUUCUCUGCUGCUCCACCUGAAGGACCGAGACGGCACAGUAGCCAUGGCAAGUAGCCUCAGUGCCCCGAGGGAGGGAGCCCAGCCCUUUCCUCAGAUCCGCAGGCCCAGCACACUGGCAAGGCCAGCGCUCUGGGGUCAUGGACACCUGCUUUACAUGCAGAAGAUGCUUUGCCUGGCAGCAUCUGCAGGGAAGGCUGAGCAAGACCCCUGCCUGGAGCCAGGAGAGCCAUUGCUGCCAGUCAGUGUGGGCAGCACUGAGCUAGGCAGACUUGAUAGUCUGACUCACCGAAAGGCAGCUUUGGGAAACUGCUCCUUACAUCGUGAGCGGUGGAGGACUGAUUGACACUCGUCAUUUAAUAAUGCAUUAUUAAAAUAUGACACCAGAGGGCGAUGCAGAGCAGCAAGCCUCUGACAAUGGGAAACUCCUUUUUAAAAAAUUAUUAACAUAUAAAACACAUACAUAUACAUUUACACAAUACACAUACACAACACACUACCUUAUUUUCAUAACAUAAAACAUACCUACAUUACUCUAUAUACUACCUACCUAUACUGUACAUAUCAUCAUACCUACACACCUCAUGGACACCUACCAAGUGACUUGACUUCCAGCCAUUCUUGUUACACUACUUUAUUUUUCCAUCUAGCUUAAACACAUUUCAUUAUUUCUUUAAUCUCUUCUUCUAUCUUGACUUUACUCUCCUUUCACUCUAAUCAUUUUCUGGAUUUACUCAAUAUCUGUCAGAUAUUCGUGACAAUGGGAAACUCCUAUUAAGCUUUAUAGAACGUUUUAAUUUAAGACGUUUAGAGCAUCAAUGUAGAUCCAGCUGGAAUCUCCCUUUGGGUUGAGGGAAAUGGGCACCACUCCACAGGGCAGCCCCCACCCAGAGGGUCCCAGACUCAAUCCCUGCUGCUUCCCAGCAUUUUCUGCUAAGGCCACUACCUGAAACCUCGGAGAGAGCUGCUGGUCCGUGCGGACAGUCCUGGGCUGGUGACUUGGCCAUGGUGAGCUAGCGCUCUUUCUUCCUAGCAGCUCUCCUGACCAAGCAGCCUGAAUCUGGGCAGCCAACAGGGAGGGGAGCAGAGAGGGAAGGAGAUACCGGCUGCUGGCAAAGUGGGGGGAGCCGUCCUCUGAAGCAUCUCUUUGGAUCAAGUGCAGCUGCCUCUCCUCCUCCCUGGGUGACCCCCCUGGCUUUCCCUCUGCUUGCAGAGCUGCAAAUUGACCCUCCUGCACUGCGGGGUCUUCCUCGGGUGGGCCCACCUGAAGCUGAUGUUCCGGAGCCUGGCCUGGGAUGACUCCCGGAACUGCGUGGUGAAUGUGUGGAAAUACCUGGUCAGUGGGGCACCGAGUCUGAGGUUUGGUUUUUCAGAGAUAGAUACAAAAUUAUUGGCAUUCAUGUGUCUCCAUGCCCCCAUCUGACCACAUUUUCUCAUCCUCCAUAAUGACCCCCAUCAUGCUCAGCAGCCCCUCUCAGCUUCCCAGCCUUUUUUAUUUCCUCCCUGUCGAUGUCUCUGAAGCUGCCCCCAGUGCAGCCGCAUCCUUGAAUUGGCCUCCAGAGCCACAGUCUUCUGCUGCUGUGAGCGAAGGAGAUGCACAGCUUUGGGGCUGGAGGGCAGCUGCUCUUUUUCUUGCAGAGGACACACACAGAAGAGAAAAAAGAUCCUUCCCUUCCCACAGGUGCUCCCACCAAGAAAACAGGAGGUUUCCAGAUUAAGAGCUUGGCAAGAUGUGCUGUUGAGCAUAGGAACCAAUUCCUAAGGGGUGAGGGGUCUUUGCCCCCCCCCCGAAACUAUUUGAGGGGGCUGGGCCUUCCCAAAGUUAAUGGGCAUUGCCAUUCAAAUGGUUUGGGUGCACCAUGUCAUGUGGUUGAUUAUGCAGGGCUGGACUUUCCUGCCCCCCACCCAUAUUUUAUUGAGGUUGGCACCCCUGCUGUCAGAUGUGGCUCUGCCCAUCAUUUAUCUGUUUGAUUUCCAAGCUGCCCCUCUUCAUUUAUGAGAACAGGGCCUUCUCUGCAGUGGCUCCCCGUCUGUGGAAUGCUCUCCCCAGGAAAGUUCGCCUGGUGCCUUCAUUAUACACCUUUAGGCUCCAGGCAAAAGUGUUCCUUUUUAACCAGGCCUUUGGUUGAAUUGAUUGACAUCCUAUGCCCUUUUAAAAUGUGGCUGUUUUUGGAGGGUUGUUAUUGGGUUGUUUUUAUUUUAAUUAUAUAUAUUGUGGUUUUUAUGUUGAUCUUUUAUGUGAACUGCCCUGAGACCUCCGGGUAUAGGGUGGUAUAUAAAUUCUCAUCAUCAUCAUCCCAGGACACUUGGACCAGGCAGGCAACUGGGAACGGGGAGCCUCUGGCCCCAGCAAGGAGGGGGGGGGUUGAGUCCAGAUUAGGAGGCCAAUUCAAGGACACAGCCACACCAGAGCUUCUCUGGCACAGAUUUUGGGACUGGUGUGGGGGACCGCUGGCCCUCGAGAUCUGCUGAGCUACAAUUCCCAUCCUCCCUGGUGUUGGCCAUGUUUGGUGGGGCUGAUGGGAGUUGUAGUUCAGCAACAUCUGCAGGGCCAGGGCUUCCCUUGGGUGAUGCGUUAGGCCCAGCCCUGCCUCUCACCAGGGAGAGAAAAGAGCUGCUUGCUUGGGAGUCUCUGCUUCCCCAGGCCCUGCAAAUGGCCGGCCAGUCUCCCUGAAGGUGCACCUGGCUGCUGGGGCUGCAGCACCAAGGGGCCGCGGUCCUGAAAAGGCCCUUGUUGUGUUUCCGCCUUGGUUGCACUGCUUGCUUAAGGAGCAGCAAAGGCUUGUCAAUAAUCAUUCUUUAUUAAAUGUAUAUAUCCCCCUUUGCCCGCGGAUCAGAGGGCAGGUUAACCUGCCUGUAGGAACAGACUCAAAAUCGAGGAGGAAUCAAAGCAGCCUCUGCAAUCCAUGCCAGCCUUUUCUGUCUCUGCAGAUGAGGAACCACCACGAUGACAUCCACGUUUUUAUAUCCCAGGCCUUGGGAUACCUCCAUCACCCCCAGGUAGAAAUAAGUCAUGCAGCCGCCCGAUUCACAGGUGAGCAGAGAGCAAUGCUCCUCUCCCCUACAGGGAAAUAGGCCUACUCUGAGUUAGCACUUCUGCCAAUGCAGCUGGAGGCCCAAGUGCCCCCAUAAACCUUCACUAUUUGACAUUAUUUUGUGGCUGAAGAAAGGGAGCACAAUGCAGUGUGCUGGACUCCCUGCAGGAUGUGUGGUGAUGCAUCCCUGGGGGUGACAGCCCAGCCAGUAAGAAGGAGCCCAGGAGACAGGCAGUGGGUGGGCUCUUGCCUUCACCCCCACCGGGGGGGGGGGGGAGCAGAAUCAGGGCCACCGGGAGCCUCAGGCCUCCUGACAUUGCCUCACCUCCACUGACAUGGCCUCCCCUCUUUCUGAGACCCCUUUCCCAAUGUUUAUUGCCUUAAUCUGUGAAUGAGACGCACAAGGAUGAAUAAGCCUUUGCAUUUGAAAUGGUGCCUUCAGACUUGGGUGCGGGUUUGGGCUUGUAGAUCUCUCCGCUUGCAAACCAGCAGAGUCUUGAGCAGUCCUUGGGGAAGCAGCCCAAACUGCCUCGUGUUCCUCUUUGUGUAGGUCACACUCUCAACUACUACAGCUCUGAGCUUUCAAAAAACCUUGAGCAGGAGGACAUUGUCUACCUGAACAAAGGUAAGGGGGGAGGGGUGCCCUUCCGCUUUGCGCACUUUGGGGAGGAAGACCUUCUGGUGCAGGCCCAGAGCUACAGAGGCAAUGCCCGCCCCCUCCACCAGGCAUGAAACAACCCAUCGCUUCAGGCGUCUUGCGGAGGCCUCUUUCUUGUGUGUCCCGCCUCUCCCUGACCCGUCAGAUUUGACCCUGUUGUUCCUGCAGUCCAGCUUCUCUCUGCUUUUAUAGUCAUGUUUCACUGGUUGGUAUGACGUUGUGUUUCUGCUUUAUUAUCUUUAUCUUGUAUUUUUUCAUGUGAUUGAGGGACUUUUAAAAGUCAAACGACUUAGAAAUGCCUUAGACGUUGUUGGGCUCACAGCUCCCAUCCUCUGGGCCAGAGGAUGGUGGGGCUGCAGGGCAGCAGCAUCUGAUGCCCCCCACCCCGUCUCCAUCUCCAGGGAAGGAAAGCCCCUGUAGCUGGUUUGGGGUUAGACGGCCAGGACUCUGCCUCCUGCCCCAAAGAGCCAGACGGGGCAACCACAGAACCCGAGUCCCUCUGGCCACCUCAGUAGCAGCUGAGAGUCAGGAUGGGCCCCUCAAUGCCUAGCCCCAUGGAUCCGCUGUGAAAGCUCCACUGGAGGGAGGCAGUGGAGGAUCAAGCAGCCUCUGCCUCCCUGUGCAACCCAGAGGCCACCGUGAGGGUUGUGGAAGGAGUUCUCCGGUGGCUGGUGCUGCUCCUGCUCCCAGGACUGUGUCCAGAGCGAGGGCUUUGUGAGGCUGACCUUCUCCAUGGGUUUCUAUAGGACUGCAAUCCUAGCCAGGGUGAGCAACAUCACCGUGAUUGGUGGCAGCCAGGCCUUGUUGGAACCGCCUUGUGACCAGCACACCUGCUUUGCUCUAGUUUUCCAGGAGUUUGAGUCCAGCCCAGAUCCCAUCAUGGUGCACUUUGCAAAAACGUACCGGGUGGUUUUGCAGAAGCUGUCAGUGAAGCGGAGGUGAGCUGUGAGGCAGGCGGGUGGGUGGGUGCCCUCAAAGACACCUUGGCCAACAGAAUGGGGAGUGUUUGGGGGAAAGUGGAGACGUUAGUGGUGCCAAGGGAUGAGCAGGAUGUGUAGUGGGGGUGCCUGUGCAAGGGAGCAAGGGGGGCAGAUGAAUGGGUGCAAGGCCAGGGACACAAGGCCAGUGGAGGGAGGAGAGGGGCAGGGAGGAGCGAGGCUGACCAGGGCCACAGGACCAGCCGUCCGCAAGAAGCCAGAGGAUGGGAAAGGUGCCUGGAGAAGCAAAGACUGAAGUGCCAUCUACCCUUCCUCCCCUCCAGGCUGUCAGGUGCUGGAGAGAAGAGCACUCCAGAGACCAAGGGCAGCUCUGCAGGUGAGACACAGCCAGCUCAGGUUCAGCAACCUCUUCUGCGGGAUUCCAUCCCUCCUUGGCACAGUCACAGGCCUAGAAAGAACCCAGACUCACCCCUCCUCCCUUUGUAACAGCCCUGGUUGCUUCUUUGCAGGAUAGUGACCACCAGGUGUUUUUUUUUCGUUUUUUUAAAAAUAAUAUUAAAGUUUCAAAGGGGGAAAAAAAAUCACAUUAAUAAAAAAAAUUAACAAUAAAAAGGAAAAAUACAAAGUAGAAAAAAAAGAAAAAACAGUUAAAAGCAAUUCCAUCUUUUCCUCACUUCUUUUACGUUUACUUAUUUCCCGGACCUCCUCAUACCUCCCUCUUUUGUAUUCCAAUUCAAUUUGUUAAUCCAACAAUUCCUUUCCCUCCUUUUUAAUCCUAAUCCUUAGUCUUGAUAUAUUGUAACGUUAGAUUUUUACAUAUUAAAAACCAAUUUUUCCAUAUUCUUUUGUACCUAUACAGCUAGAAACCACUUAACUUCAAUCCAACAUCAUUCUAACAUUCAUUAAUUUUACAAUAUUUCUGUAAAUAGUCUUUAAAUUUCUUCCAAUCUUCUUCCACCGACUCUUCUCCCUGGUCACGGAUUCUGCCAGUCAUUUCUGCCAAUUCCAUAUAGUCCAUUAAUUUCAUCUGCCAUUCCUCCAGUGUGGGUAAAUCUUGUGUCUUCCAAUGCUUUGCAGUGAGUAUUCUUGCUGCUGUUGUAGCAUACAUAAAGAAAGUUCUGUCCUUUUUUAACACCGAUUGGCCGACCAUGCCCAGGAGAAAGGCCUCUGGUUUCUUAGGGAAGGUAUAUUUAAAUACCUUUUUUAGUUCAUUAUAUAUCAUCUCCCAGAAAGCCUUAAUCUUUGGACACGUCCACCAAAGGUGAAAAAAUGUACCUUCAGUUUCUUUACAUUUCCAACAUUUAUUAUCAGGUACAUGAUAGAUUUUUGCAAGCUUGACUGGGGUUAUGUACCACCUGUAUAUCAUUUUCAUAAUAUUUUCUCUUAAGGCAUUACAUGCCGUAAAUUUCAUACCUGUGGUCCACAACUGUUCCCAGUCAGCAAACAUAAUAUUAUGGCCAACAUCUUGUGCCCGUGACCACCAGGUUUUCAAGAGGGCAAGAGGCUUCUGCGGAGUAGGUGGAUUGGGCCCAGACCCAAGUCCUGCUCUGCUCACCAUCACCUGGGGGGGGGGGUCUCCCUAAUGAGGCAAUGUGGGAGUGGCUGCCUGGCUGGGGGAAAGCUGAGCUGCUGUGUGGCUAGAAGUGCUGGGAAGUGGGCAGGCUGAGGUUAACCCCUUGGGUCUCUCUCACUCUCACACCCCAAAGGGAAACUGCUCAGCGAGUGUGACAGCAGAGCGCCCAGCCCAAUGUUGCUGCCACCAGAAUCGCCAACGCCACGCCCCCCACUGCUGGAAGGGACUGCAUUUCUGGGCUUGGAAAGUCCCAGGAGAGCCAAGCGCAGCAUCACCCAGCGAGGUAUUGCUGGGGGGGGGGUUGGGGGCUGGCUCAGACAUGCCUCAGCCUCCAGGGCUGGGAGGGCCAGAGGACAGUGUUCAAGUGGCCCUUGCUUGCUUUGGGUUCCAGUCUUCCUUACUCCUUCUCCCAGAACACAGGCUGGUCAAGGGGGCUCUUCAUGCCAAUGCUGCCCACUUUGCCCCAUUACAGGGAAGCAGCCCACCGAGUCCAGCCGAGGAGACCGAAGGCAUUCAGCUGAAGCCCCGGCUGGGAUCUCCACUCCUUCCAGAAGGACCACCAGUGGUGGGAGGAAGCAGAGCCCUCAGCAUGCAGGUGCCCACCUGAGCCAGGUGGACGGUCGACCAUAAAGGUAUCGCUUUAGGACAUUCUCUAGGCCAAGUGUGCUGGGCCUUCCCUGGACUGAUGACAUUGGGGCACCUGUGGGCAAAGAGCACCCAAAGGAGCCAUGCCAUGUCAGAGCAGAAUAAUAAUAAUAAUAAUAAUAAUAAUAAUAAUAAUAAUAAUAAUUUAUUUAUAUCCCACCCUCCCCAGCCGAAGCCGGGCUCAGAGCGGCUAACAACAGUAAAAAUGAUACAACAUUCUAAAAUCAUUUCAUUAUAAAAUCAAUUCAAAUCAGAUUAAUGGCAACCAUUGGGCUAGAGUUCUGUGAGGAUUGCCAAAGGAGGGGGUCAGGUGUGUCCUGGCCAAAGGCCUGGUGGAACAGCUCUGUCUUGCAGGCCCUACGGAAAGAUGUCAAAUCCCGCAGGGCCCUAGUCUCUUGUGACAGAGCGUUCCACCAGAUUGGGGCCACGGCCGAAAAGGCCCUGUCUCUGGUUGAGGCUAGCCUAACCUCCCUGUGGCCCGGGACCUCCAAGAUGUUUUUGUUUGAAGACCGUAAGGUCCUCCAUGGGACAUACCAGGAGAGGCGGUCCCAUUGGUACAAGGGUCCUAGGCCGUAUAGGGCUUUAAAGGUUAAAACCAGCAUCUGAGCAGAGCCAGCCCACCUUCCCUCCUUCUGCCAAGGAGUCUAGCCAAAGAAAUUAGCAGAAGGCUCUUCUAUUUAGAAAUGGGGAAUGCAGAAUAUUUCCAGUUGCAGCAGCUGACUGAAACAAAAAUGACUGAUAUUCAUUGCCCACCUGCUUCCCCCUUCAGCCUCAGCCCCUCUGAACAGACUGGAGCCCAUGUUUAACCUUUAGGUUUGCAACUGAUGGAGGGUGUCCAGCCAGUGCAUGACAGUCAAGGGCCUCAGGCAGGAGAAAAAGGCACAAGCUUUUCCCAGCGUCCCAAGCCGGGGUGUCGACCAUAUGGCCAAAGCACUUGGUCCGAAACUCCCAUCCCUUGAUGCAGCCCCAGUGCAUGCACACACCAGCCCUCUUUCAGCACCAUGGGGGGUGGGGGAGUGGCAGGGUAAAAAUAAUAAAGUUGUUGUAGUAGUACGCAGCCCAGGUCCUGACAUCUCUCUGCCUUUUUCAGGCUGCUUGCAAAUGCUGUGCUUGGAGGCACCUGCUGCAGAGGGGGGGCCCCCCACCUUGUGCACCAAGGACCCCCCCAAGGGCCCUGGCUGCUGCCGUCCGCAGGUGACAGCAGGGCUGCUCCAUGAUGCGCCGGAGUCAAGGCCAGGCUCCUGCCACUGCCCUUGGUCUAUUGUGACUUCAUGGACCCUCUUGGACUGUAGGCGCCCACCCAGCACCCUCACGUACCAGCUGGGUGACCGGCCGGGCCAGGCUCUGAAAGGAGCCCCUUCCCUUACGCCAGUCAGAGAAGGCUCAAAGGGCAGAGAAGUGGGACUUCUUACCAUGGACCUACAUCUUCCAUACUUGGGAAACGCCUUUGGAGCAGAACAGGGCUUUGCCAAUUCUGCACUGAGCCCUCAUGGAUCAAGCUGCUGUGGCAGAGCUGCCUCCUACUCCUCUGGAACGCAGGUCUCCUUCCCAGUGGCACCAGCAACCUCCCGCACGAAAGCACCACCACAGAGGGCUGCUGCAUUCACAGCUUGGGGGGGGAGCCUCCUGGGUGCAGUGGGCAGGAUGCGGGCAUCCCUCUCCCUGCACUGCUUCCCAGAGACCCUCCCGAAUCGCAAAAGGUAUGAGCCUCUGAAAACAAAUCUGGCAGGGAAUUCUUAA
This is a messenger RNA of Podarcis lilfordi (Lilford's wall lizard), 14103 nucleotides long. NCBI's taxonomy places the organism in Eukaryota, Metazoa, Chordata, Lepidosauria, Squamata, Lacertidae. The record is from the annotation of a GenBank genome assembly.